Molecule: messenger RNA, 2898 nt
Organism: Nanorana parkeri
Lineage: Eukaryota; Metazoa; Chordata; Amphibia; Anura; Dicroglossidae
Product: ribosomal protein S6 kinase alpha-5-like
Exons: 17
Coding region: 145-2439 (764 amino acids)
Biological process (GO): protein phosphorylation; regulation of DNA-templated transcription; intracellular signal transduction
Molecular function (GO): magnesium ion binding; protein serine/threonine kinase activity; ATP binding
Source: RefSeq, a predicted model, not a curated record
CACACAUGGUAACACCCUACAGUGCGCACAGCCGUACAGGAAGUUCCACAUUUCACUGUUGUGCCAUUUUCCUCAUACCAUAGCCCGGAGCCCGGAGAGGAGCGGCGGCAGCCACUGGCAUUCUGUGGCCCAGCGACACCGGACAUGGGAGAGCCGGACAGCUCCGACCCCCAGCCUCCACCGCCAGUUCACGAAGUGAACCUGACAGGACAAGAAGACAAAGUUGGUAUGGUAGACUUUGAACUGCUGAAAAUUUUGGGAACUGGAGCAUAUGGUAAGGUUUUCCUUGUUCGUAAAGUGACUGGCCCAAAUGCAAAUCGCCUCUAUGCCAUGAAGGUGCUGCGUAAGGCAGCUCUGGUUCAAAAAGAGAAGACAGCAGAGCACACGCGAACUGAACGUACUGUGCUAGAACAUGUGAGACAGAGUCCAUUUCUUGUGACCCUUCACUAUGCCUUCCAGACAGAUGCCAAACUCCACCUUAUACUAGACUAUGUUAGUGGAGGAGAACUUUUUACUCAUCUCUAUCAGCGAGAUAACUUCUCUGAAGAUGCUGUACGCUUUUAUUCUGGAGAGGUUAUUCUGGCUAUUGAACACCUACACAAGUUGGGCAUCGUGUACCGAGACAUCAAGCUGGAAAACAUCUUAUUGGACAGUGAUGGUCAUGUGGUGCUUACAGACUUUGGCCUGAGCAAAGAAUUCAUGUCUGAAGAGUGUGAGCGCACAUAUUCCUUCUGUGGCACGACUGAAUAUAUGGCACCAGAAAUAAUCAGAGGGCAGGGAGGUCAUGGCAAGUCAGUGGACUGGUGGAGUCUGGGAAUCCUCAUUUAUGAACUGCUAACAGGAGCAUCUCCAUUCACAUUGGAGGGGGAAAAGAACUCACAGAAUGAAGUGUCCAAACGGAUCCUAAAGAUGGAGCCCUCGUAUUCCUCAUCUUUAAGUUUGGAGGCUCGGGAUCUUCUUCAGAAGUUGCUUCGCAAGGAUCCAAGAAAACGACUUGGAGCAGAGGGUGCUUUCCAAAUAAAGGAACACAAAUUCUAUAGGGGCCUGGACUGGGAAGCUCUGGCCCUGCGUAAAGUUACUCCUCCAUUUCGUCCAUCUAUACGCAGUGAAACAGAUGUCAGUAAUUUUUCAGAUGAAUUUACAAGUUUAGACCCUGUGUACUCUCCAGCGGCAACUCCACCUUCUGGGGCGCGUAUAUUCCAGGGAUACUCCUUUGUAGCUCCAUCUGUUCUGUUUGGUGUAAAUGCAGCAAUGACAGACAUGCCUGCCCCAUCUGCUGACAAACCUGCAAGCCCUACGCUAGCUCUGAGUGCUGCCAUGAAGCAGUAUGAAAUGGAUCUGCAGGAGCCAGCUCUGGGGUCUGGAAGUUUCUCUGUGUGCAGGAAAUGUCGCCAUCGCCAGAGCAAGAAGGAAUAUGCUGUGAAAAUACUUAGCAAAAGGAUGGAGGUGAACACUCAGCGAGAAGUGGCAGCUCUGAAGUUAUGUCAGGGACACCCUAACAUUGUGAAUCUUCAUGAUGUCUUUCAUGACCAGUAUCAUUCAUAUGUUGUAAUGGAGCUCCUGGAUGGUGGGGAGUUACUGGACCGAAUAAAGAAACACUCGCGUUUCACCGAAAUCGAAGCAAGUAAACUUAUGCGCAGCCUUGUGAGUGCUGUAUGUCGCAUGCAUGAAGCUGGAGUUGUCCAUAGGGACCUUAAACCUGAGAAUCUAUUGCUAUCAUCGCCCGGUGAAGAUGCUGUUUUGAAGGUUAUAGAUUUUGGGUUUGCUAGACUCCGCCCUCCAGGGUCCCGGCCAUUACACACUCCUUGUUUUACACUGCACUAUGCUGCCCCAGAAUUGCUGUCACAUCAGGGCUAUGAUGAGUCAUGUGAUUUAUGGAGCCUGGGUGUCAUUAUGUAUACAAUGCUGUGUGGGCAGGUUCCCUUCCAAGGUGCAAGGAGUUGCUCUCCUCAAAGCCGUGCUGCUGAUAUCAUUAACAAGAUCAAGGAGGGAGACUUUGUAAUGCAGGGUGAAAGCUGGGAACAUGUGAGCGAUGAAGCCAAGGAGCUUGUUAAAGGGUUGCUUACUGUAGAUCCCUCUUUCCGGCUGAAUCUUAGUGAACUCAGGGAAAGUGAGUGGCUGUGCGGUGGUCGUCCACUGUCCUCAACACCCCUCAUGACACCUGAUGUCCUGGAAUCCAGUGGAAUGGCCACCAAGACAUGCGUUAAUGCCACCAUCAUGGCAUUUAAACUUGGAAAACGUGAAGGGGUAUUUUUAAAGAGCGUGGAAAAUGCCCCACUGGCUAAAAGACGGAAGCUGAAGCAGUGCAGCACUGGAGGUGACACACGCAGUGGGUCAUCCUCUUCUUCUUCCUCUUCAUCAUCAACAACAGCCACAACCACAGCCCGCUCUCCUAAAUCUAGAGCACCUCCCCAGAAUCACAGACCAGCAAAUUCUUAAGGUUUUCGCUCGAUUUACUUACACUACAGGCCAUGCUAUUUUCUGCACAUGGAGGACCAAGGGAAGGGUGCCUUUCUCCAAAUGGAUUGUCACUUCUAAAAUGAAUGCUCAACAAAAUGUAUUUGAAGUAGUUAUGGGUUUGUGUAUGUGUGAGUGAUACAGUGAUCAUACACAGGCAUGGGUUCUUCUAGGAAGCAGCUUAUGCAGUCCACUAUAUGUAUUGAAAUAUACAUAAAAAAGUCAUAUUAGACACUAACCAUUAUUCAGUAUCAGUGAAUUGUCAGUCUUCCCUCCCAGCUUUAAUGUGCACCUUUAGGGAAGAGCAGAAUAAGGUUUUACCUUGAUCCCCAGCUUUAUUGGGGCUGUCUACACCAGCAUAUGUGGCAGCGCCAAUGUUACAAUUUGCUGCAGUGGCGUGUAUGUUCAAUUUAGACUUUCUUAUUACAUUGUAAAUAUAUA